Molecule: messenger RNA, 3091 nt
Organism: Cajanus cajan (pigeon pea)
Lineage: Eukaryota; Viridiplantae; Streptophyta; Magnoliopsida; Fabales; Fabaceae
Product: type I inositol polyphosphate 5-phosphatase 4
Biological process (GO): phosphatidylinositol dephosphorylation
Molecular function (GO): phosphatidylinositol-4,5-bisphosphate 5-phosphatase activity; phosphatidylinositol-3,4,5-trisphosphate 5-phosphatase activity; inositol-polyphosphate 5-phosphatase activity
Source: RefSeq, a predicted model, not a curated record
GAAUGUGAGCAUUAGCAAUAUAUAAGCAACCAUAGUUGCUGGUUGGGUGGUGGGUGAGGUAGGCCUUGAAUUUGCGGUAAGUAAAAGGCCUCCAGAGAAGAAAGAGCCAAACUCCAAACUCUCUCUUUAUUCCCUUCAAAUUCGCUUCGCUGCUUUCCUCUCUGUACUGUACCUCAACGAGGUUUCUCCAACACACACACACACUCUCUCUCUCUCUUCGUGUCUUCUACAUUGUCUUCUUCUUUUUCUUCUUCUUCUUCCUCAUUACUUCAUCCUAAAAGCCUUAAACUUCACAACUGGGGUAGCACUUAAUCUUCUCUUACCUUUUCACCUUCAUCACAUUGCUUUCAUCACCAAAACAGCCUCUUUUUUUCCCCUCCUUUUGUUUAUCUGUUUGAAUAGAGAGACAUAAACCAAUACAUGAAAAUCAACACAAAUUAAGGUUCUCCUGUCCUGAGAUAUAUAAUUCUCUUCUAACUUACACUAACUCACUCAAAAAAGGAGUAUUCAUUGAAAGAAGGAAUAGAUAGUGUGACAUCAAUUCAGAACCUUUGUUUCUGUGAAUAGAGGAAGCUACAUGAAGUUGUGAGUUGUGCCAACAAUGAGAGAUGAGAACUCGAAGAAGAGCAAGCUUUCUUGGCCAAAAACAUUGGUCAAGAAGUGGUUCAAUAUCAAGAGCAAAACUGAGGAUUUUCAGGCUGAUGAUGUUCUCUGCGAAGGUAUUGAUGAAGAGUGUAGUAGCAACUACUCAGAGAGGGAGGCAUGCACCAUUAGGAAAAGCAAAUCAGAGAGAUCAAGCAGAUGGUACUCAGACAGAAUACGAAGAGGUAAGAAUGAACUUGAUGAAGCUCAGGUUACAGAUGUGUAUAAUUAUAGGAUCUUUGUUGCCACAUGGAAUGUAGCAGGGAAGUCACCUCCAACUUAUUUGAGUCUUGAAGAUUGGCUUCACACCUCUCCACCUGCCGACAUCUAUGUUCUUGGGUUUCAAGAAAUUGUACCUCUUAAUGCUGGUAAUGUUUUGGGAACGGAAGACAAUGGCCCUGCAAGAAAAUGGCUAGCCCUUAUUAGGAGGACCCUGAAUAGCCUUCCUGGAACAAGUGGUGGGUGCCACACUCCUUCACCCCUCCCUAAUCCUAUUGUAGAGCUAGAUGCUGAUUUUGAGGAAUCAAUGAGGCAGAAGGCAACCUCCUUCUUUCAAAGGCGGUCCUUCCAAUCCUUGAGUCGUAGUAUGAGAAUGGAUAAUGACAUGUUAAUACAACAAGCUUGCCUUGAUCGCCGUCUCAGUGUUUGUGAUAGAAUGAUACUAGGUCACAGAACGAGUGACUAUGACCCCAAUUAUCGAUGGGGUUCAUCAGAUGAAGAAAAUGGCACUGGUGACUCCCCAAUUACAACACAUUAUUCACCGGUAUCUUAUGGCGGUGGUUGUUUCUCUAUGGAGGACAGUGAUAGACAGACAGGACACUCAAGAUACUGCUUGGUUGCUAGUAAGCAAAUGGUUGGGGUAUUUCUAACUGUUUGGGUGAAAAGUGAUAUAAGAGAUGAUGUUCACAACAUGAAAGUGUCUUGUGUUGGCAGAGGGUUGAUGGGAUAUCUAGGAAACAAGGGAUCAAUAUCAAUUAGUAUGUCAUUGCACCAAACAAGCUUUUGCUUCAUUUGUAGUCAUUUGACUUCUGGACAAAAGGAUGGUGAUGAGUUAAGGAGAAAUUCAGAUGUAAUGGAGAUUCUCAGGAAAACAAGGUUUCCCCAGGUCCAUGACAUGGGUGAUGAGAAUUCUCCUCAGACAAUUCUGGAACAUGAUCGAAUAAUUUGGCUCGGGGAUUUAAAUUAUCGGAUAGCCCUUUCUUACCGUGCAGCCAAAGCUCUUGUAGAGAUGCAUGAUUGGAAAACUUUGUUAGAGAAUGACCAGCUGUGUAUUGAGCAGAGGCAAGGUAGAGUCUUUGAAGGAUGGAAUGAAGGGAAAAUAUAUUUCCCUCCCACAUAUAAGUAUUCAAACAAUUCAGACAGAUAUGCCGGUGAUGACAGACGCUCAAAACAAAAGAGAAGAACUCCCGCAUGGUGUGAUCGUAUCUUGUGGUAUGGAAGAGGCCUGCACCAAUUAUCAUAUGUUCGUGGGGAGUCAAGAUUCUCUGAUCAUAGGCCAGUUUAUAGCAUAUUCUUGGCAGAAGUUGAGUCUAUUAGUUGUAACCAAAUGAAGAAAAGCUCCGGUUCCAGGAUUGAAGUAGAAGAGUUGUUGCCACAUUCACAUGGUUACGGCUACACUGAUUUGAACUACUUUUGAUGAAUGCCAAAUAUUUUUAAUCCACGAGAUCUCCUUCAUCAUUUGAGGGAAUGGAAACAGCUGAGUGUACCAAACAAGAGAUUUCUUGACAGCAAUGGAUUUGACCAUGUCGUUCUUCCUAAUAAAGUUUCUAGUUGAGAUGUCAUGCAAGCCUUAUCCUUAUCCCUCACUUGGGCCCCCUCCUCUUUUAGGUAGGCUAUACAAUGAGGACUGAGGAGUUGCUAGUCACUAUGAUGAAAGUGACAUUCUGUUACCCUCACACUCCCAAAGAAGCUGCAGAGUUUGUGGGUUUGCACUAAGGAUAUUUGGGGCUCACAAUCUUAUUGGUAGAAUAAUGGCUAUGUAUCAAUACUAGUGGACACUAGUGAUAACGAUUUGUGUUCUUUAAUCAAGUUAUUCAUGGUUCAAAUCUGAUCUUAAAUAUGAAAUAGACGAGUACACGAAACUUGUGUGUACAUGCAUGGGUCAAAGAAGACAAAUAGCAUUUCUCAAUUCUCAUGAUGACAAAAUGAUUUGAAGAUUGAAACUAUGGUGUUUGACUUAUUCUUUAUCGCAAUUACAGAGAUAACCAGCAAGUAUUUGUACACAGUGUUGACUAUCUCAAGUUCUUAACCGUCCUAUUAUUUUCUUAUAGCAGCUUUAAUGAGAAUCAUUGAAGCUAAUAAGUAAAAUUCACGUUGUUGUUUCAAUUUUGUUUUUAUGAGUUAGUUGCAACGAAAAGGAAAAAGGACCUACACUAGUUACACUUUGUAGCCUUUUACCAGUAAGUCAUUAUUUGUACCCAAUUCUAAACUUCUUUUUCCUUUUGUUUCA